AUGAGCAGUCCAGAGGGCGGCCUGGGCCUUGGAAGCCUGGUUCGGAGCCAGCAGGAGCGAAGAAGCUGGGUGCCUGGUGUCUGUUUGAGGGAAGGGCUGUGGGCAGGGGGCGAGAGUGGGGAACUCCGGGGAUCCGAAGGGAAGGUGUACAGCUCGGAUGAGGAAAAGCUGGACGCGCCGUCGGGAGAGGCGGCAGGCAGCGAGCCCGAAGAGGAGGGCUCCGGCGGCGGCGAUAGCGAGGACGACAGCUUCCUGGACAGUGCCCCUGGGGGCGCGGCGGCCCUGCUAGGGCCCAAGGCCAAGCUUAAGGGGAGCCUAGGGGCCGGGGCCCUGGACGGGCCUCCCGGGGCGCCAGGGGCCUCUGCCCCGGGGGGCAAGAGCCGGCGGCGGCGCACGGCUUUCACCAGCGAGCAGCUGCUGGAGCUGGAGAAGGAAUUCCACUGCAAGAAGUACCUGAGCCUGACCGAGCGCUCGCAGAUCGCCCACGCCCUCAAGCUCAGUGAAGUGCAGGUCAAAAUCUGGUUCCAGAACCGCCGGGCCAAGUGGAAGCGCAUCAAGGCCGGCAACGUGAGCAGCCGCUCGGGGGAGCCCGUCAGGAACCCCAAGAUCGUGGUGCCCAUUCCCGUGCACGUCAACCGGUUUGCCGUGCGCAGCCAGCACCAGCAGCUGGAGCAGGGCGCACGGCCCUGA
Messenger RNA from Gracilinanus agilis (Agile Gracile Mouse Opossum), 690 nucleotides. It is a transcript of the gene GBX1, whose product is annotated as gastrulation brain homeobox 1. The coding region runs from base 1 to 690 and encodes 229 amino acids. Gene Ontology annotation, molecular function: DNA-binding transcription factor activity, RNA polymerase II-specific; RNA polymerase II transcription regulatory region sequence-specific DNA binding. The transcript is spliced from 2 exons. The record is from RefSeq and is a predicted model, not a curated record. NCBI's taxonomy places the organism in Eukaryota, Metazoa, Chordata, Mammalia, Didelphimorphia, Didelphidae. Gene Ontology annotation, cellular component: nucleus. Gene Ontology annotation, biological process: regulation of nervous system development; regulation of transcription by RNA polymerase II.